AUGGCUCCCACACGAUUUAAAAAAGGAUUUGCGAGAAAAUUUAAGAUCAAACAAAAACAAGCUCGCUUAGCUUCCAUUUUGGCAAUCUAUAGCCAAUCAUCUGGCUCUAUUUUAACAACACAAAGUAACAGAAAUAUUUUGCCAUCUAUGCAAAGUUCUGGAGAAAAAAUUGAAGUUUCCGAAAAUGAAGGAAAUUGUAGCUUUUCAGAUAUUGAUGAAGGCUUACCGAAAAGCUUACCUUCUGUUUCUCAAGAUGUUCCUGAAACAAGUUUUAGAACAAAUCUGGCUUCUUGGGCUGUAAAUGAAAAUAUUUCACAUAAAGCAUUACGAAGUUUAUUGAAUAUUUUGAAAGGCAAUGUGAGAGAUAUUCAAGAACUGCAAACUUUACCAUCAGAUCCUAGAACUCUUUUAAGAACCCCUUCAAAAACAGAAAACUGUAUAGAUAUGGGGCCAGGUUGCUACUAUUAUUUUGGAAUUGAAGCAAAUAUCAUUAAUUUGUGUGACAAGUUUGAUGUUAAUUUGGAUGAAAGUUCAAAAUUCUUUAUUUCUGUAAAUAUUGAUGGAGUGCCUUUAUUUAAAAGUUCAGGGGAAUCAUUUUGGCCUAUACUUUGUGUUAUUAAAAGUAUUGAUUCUCUAAGCAAAGAAGUUUUCUGCAUUGCAUUAUAUUUGGGUAGUAGUAAACCCAAUAUAAAUGAAUAUUUGAAAGAUUUUGUUAAAGAAGUGUCAGAUCAGUGUUAUAUUCAAAAACUCCAAAACUCCUGUCUUCGAUAUGCAUAUAACAUUGACCAUAGGGAUCACGGAUUACUAGGAUAUCAGUGGAUUCCAACCAAUAAUAUGGUUUGGUAUGUGGUGAAGUUUACAAAAGAAAAUUCUUUUGAAGUGGUACCAAAAGCCUGGUUUGUUGAGUUGUCUUUGGAGUGUUUCUGGCCACCAUUAACAUACAAAACCGAAAAGAUUCUUAAGUUAAUCGAAAACUGUGAGGGACCUGGAACCGAGUGGAAAGUGCAUCCAGCAAAGCUACUGGGUGCUUACACUGAUUUAAAUAAAGCAAAAAGAAAAGCCAAAAAGGCACUCGCAACUAGUGAUAUAUCUUCAAGUAAUGAAGAAGCCAUAAAUACAAGAAGGAAAAAAAGGAAAAAUCCAAAAUACAGCAGUUCAGGAGCUGAUUCCGAUGAAUCCGACAAUAAUUCGUACCCAAUAUUAAAAAAAGGAUUUUCCAGCAGAAGCUUCUCGCAGGACCUUGCGCCAAGAAAAAGUCAACCAAAAAAUGCACUAAAGCGAUAUCGCUCAAGAAGUUAUUCACCUUCCGGACCUCAUGAUUUCACAGCUGUAAAUUUAUUAACAGAAAAAUCCUUAAAUGAGACAGGAAGAGGCGAAAUGUCUUCGCAAAUGGCAUCUACUUCAUUUUGUCAAACUCCACCAACCAAUUUGGAGUAUGAACACUCGGAACCUAGCCUAAACAUGGCAAAUGUUUCAAUUCCCACAACAUCAAGGCAACAGAAAACUAUAACGUCAAGGCAGCAAAUAGAGUCUGACAAUGUUGCUGGUGAUAAUGAUUUUAAAAAAAUGGUUUUAAGUGAGCUGUCUCAUUUGCAUUUAAAAAUAAAUGCAAUUGGCGAGAAUGUCUCUUCAAUUGUAGCAUUUCACAAAUCAAACGCAGGCAGCCUCCUACCUACUUCAUCCCUUGAUGCAAUAACUUCUCUGAAUAAGAGACUUCCUAUAAAAUCUGUAGAGGAAUUGAAUGAAUUUGAAACCUGGUUGGGCGAAGAAAAUAAUUAUAAAUUAAUGGUUACAGAAUUCAAAAGGAUAGGAGGACAAUCCAUGCCCCAGACGGUACGACGAAUCUUAUACAAAGCUUUUACAAAUUCUGUUGCAAAUAAGUAUUCAUGGGAUGGAGCAAAAAAGAAGGAUCCACUGAAACAUUUUUUGUUGGCCCGGGGAAUUCUUGAUGCUGUCAAAUUUCAAUAUAGUCAGUCUACUGAGGCCGAAAUUGUAGAUGUUCUAAGAGUGUGGAUGGUGAAGGCCAAAGAGCGACUGAAACACGAUAAAUCGCAUGAUGAAAACCAAGAAAUUGUGACUGAUUAG
Molecule: messenger RNA, 2085 nt
Organism: Brassicogethes aeneus
Lineage: Eukaryota; Metazoa; Arthropoda; Insecta; Coleoptera; Nitidulidae
Source: the annotation of a GenBank genome assembly